CUUACAUAACACUUCAAGUUUGGUCAUUCUAAAACACUCCUUGGAAAUGACUCUCAUUGCUUCUAACUGGUGAGUUUGGGAAGAGCGGUUCUCCUGGAAUUUGUGGAUUUCAUUAGAGUCUCAUAACUUUGGUACAAGGAAAAAAAAUGCGUGAAAUUGUACAUAUUCAGAUUGGCCAGUGUGGGAACCAGAUUGGAUCCAAGUUCUGGGAAGUGAUUGGGGAUGAGCAUGGAAUUGAUGCCACUGGAAGCUACCAUGGAGACUCAGCCCUGCAGCUUGAGAGAAUCAAUGUUUACUACAAUGAAGCCUAUGCUAAAAAGUAUGUGCCCCGUGCUGUCUUAGUGGAUCUGGAACCUGGUACCAUGGAUAGCAUCCGGUCUAGCAGAUUAGGAACCCUCUUUCAACCUGACAGUUUUGUUCACGGUAAUUCGGGAGCUGGCAACAACUGGGCAAAGGGCCAUUAUACGGAGGGAGCUGAACUGAUUGAACAUGUGAUGGAUGUGGUCAGGAAUGAGAGCGAGAGCUGCGACUGCCUCCAGGGUUUCCAGAUAGUCCACUCACUGGGGGGAGGGACUGGAUCAGGUAUGGGUACUCUCCUCAUGAAUAAGAUCAGAGAAGAAUAUCCAGACCGGAUUAUGAAUUCCUUUAGCAUAAUGCCUUCCCCUAAAGUGUCUGACACAGUUGUAGAACCAUAUAAUGCAGUACUUUCCAUCCACCAGCUCAUUGAGAACACCGAUGCAUGCUUCUGUAUCGAUAAUGAAGCCCUUUAUGAUAUAUGCUUCAGAACCUUAAAGUUGACAACUCCCACCUAUGGGGAUCUCAACCACUUGGUGUCCUUGACAAUGAGUGGGAUCACCACCUCCCUCCGCUUUCCUGGUCAACUUAACGCUGACCUGAGAAAAUUGUCAGUGAACAUGGUUCCUUUCCCCCGGCUCCACUUUUUUAUGCCUGGCUUUGCCCCAUUGACAGCCCGUGGCAGUCAGCAGUACAGGGCUCUCUCGGUCUCUGAGCUCACCCAGCAGAUGUUUGAUGCCCGCAACAUGAUGGCAGCCUGUGACCCUCGCCAUGGCCGUUACUUAACCGUAGCCUGUAUUUUUCGAGGCAAGAUGUCCACCAAGGAAGUAGAUGAGCAGUUGCUCAUGAUACAGACCAGAAAUAGCGGUUAUUUUGUGGAGUGGAUUCCCAACAAUGUCAAAGUUGCUGUAUGUGACAUCCCACCACGGGGGCUAAACAUGGCUGCCACCUUUAUAGGGAAUAACACUGCAAUUCAGGAGCUAUUUAUCAGGGUUUCUGAGCAGUUCUCAGCUAUGUUCAAAAGGAAGGCCUUUGUCCACUGGUACACUGGUGAAGGGAUGGACAUAAGUGAAUUUGGAGAAGCAGAAGGUAACAUCCAUGACUUGGUAUCAGAAUAUCAACAAUACCAAGAUGCCAGAGCAAUCCUGGAGAAGCAUGAGGAGGCAGAGGAAGUUGAGAUAGAACCAGAAGAAAAAGAACAGUAAACAGUGGAAUAAGAGGAAAAAAAUGCUUAAAUGUGAGGUAACCACUCUAUCAAAGAUAUAAUCAAGAAUUUUGCUUAGCAUAGUUUUUGGCGUUUUUUUUUUUUAAACCAUUUUGGCUUUAUGUUCCAAAUACAGUGAAGAAUGGACAUCAAUUAUUUUUUUCUUUGAUGGGGGUUUGGGGUGGGGUGAGGAAUGAAGAUGGGAAACAAACAUUAAAGCAUUCAAUUCCUAGCACUAGCAUUUACCACAUUUAGGAGCUUAUAGUUUAACUGCAGACUGCAUGUCAAUCUAUUUAAUAUGGUAAAUUUGCUGAUAAACAUUAUAAUCAUUCUUUUAAUAUUUACCAAAUGUCUACUAUAUACAAAGCACUGUGUUAGGCAGAAAGGGGGAGGCUACCUCUCUGGUCUGACAGGGAGUCAUUGCAGCUUGAAUCAACUCCAAAAUUCUUUGGGGAUAUAAACUCUGAUCUGGGGAAGAGGGAGUUUGGGGAUUCUUGCUGAACACCUUUGAGAUAGUCUACUUUGAACCUCCUGCUAACCAAGCUUUAUCUUACAUCUUUCCGCUGGCUACCUGAAACCUCAAAUGAAAUAAGACAACCUAACUGUUAGGUUUCACUACAAUUAAGUAAAUACACAUUCAAAAUGUAUUUAAAUGGACACUAUUAGUAAAUCUAAUUUGUAAAAAUCAUUGUGUGCUGGCUAGAAAAAAAUUGAGAAAAUAAGACUACCUCUAAAGCACAGGUAGCUCCCCACAAGGCAUUUAAAUAGUCUUAGAUUACUAAGUCGCUUUUAAAAAAUUUUUAAAUAUUUAUUUUGGUCAUUAUAGAUUAGAUUCAAGAGAAUGUUAUGUGGUUUUUUAAAAUUCUUGAUCCACUUUUAUUUAUAUUCAGAAAAUGUUUUGCAAUCAGUUUGGUUUUAGAAAAAAGGAAAUAAAUCUACAGAUACACACAAAUGUAGAAACUACUGAAAUUUAGGAAUUAAGCAAUUGCCCACUACAAUGUGCUUCUCAGGAAUUGAAAACAUAAUCUCUCAUUGGGGAACAUUUAUACUUAACUACAGAGGUUGCUACAAAUGGCAGCAUUCUGAGAUACUGUUAACUAUAAUACAAUUUUAAUCUGCUCAUAUUAUAAUAAGACUAAAUCCACUAGAGCAAAAUCAGGUAACUUAUAACCUCUUAAUUACAUUUUACCUGUCUCUACUAAAGACAACAGCAACUGCCAUUCCUUUUCUACAAUAUAAGGAAUAUAAGGUUUUUUUUUAGCAUUAUCACUUACUUAUGUUAUUUGAUCCAGUUGUUAAAAAAAAAAGGCUUUUUAAUUUUCCUUACACUGAAAAUGUUUUUUUUGUAAGCAAUUGGGUUUCCAUUCCUCUUAUUUACUUUUGUGAUUGGCUAGAAUAAAUAUAGGAACACCAGGAAGUGGAAGAGUGAGGGAGUGGUGCAAUCUGACGAGAAUGUCGCUUUUUUUAAAAUAAGGCACCAUGGUAACACCAAGGCAAAGGAAGUCACGAGAAAGUUUGCCAAGCAAAUAAGGCUGACCAUCUGCAUUACUGAUACAGAUAUCAAAUCUGGUGCCUCUAAGCCAUUUUCUACUUGGAGAGGAAACACUGAAUUCAAUUCAAUAAAUUAAAGGAUUUACUGUACAGUACUGUACUGUGCUGUCUGGCACUACGGAAGAUAAGAUAAAUCAUACAAAGCCCCCUACCUUUCAAAUUUCACUAUUUAAUAGUGAACAUCAAGUAUAUAAAAUUAACUAGUGCAAAAUAGACUAUUAAAAAUGUCUAAGAGAUGUACAGGGAGUUCAGGGAAGAAAAGGGACUUUUCCUCAGGGAGUUCUGAGGAGGAAAAGGUGACAUGUUCUGUCAAGGGACAGGAAAAGCUUUAUGGAGAAGGUAGAAUUUGACCUGGACAUUGAAGAAUGGGUAGGAUUUCAAUAGGUGGAUAUUAGGAUGAAAGGAAACGCAAGGCUAAGGGAGUGAAGGAAAUGUCAGGCAUAGGGAACAGAAAAAACAGAGGCAUUAAAAAAAUCCCUCAGAAUAUGUUCAGAUUGUCAAGUUUGGUUGGAUCAUAGUAGAUGAAAUAAAGUACUGAGAUAAGGAUGGAAAGAGAAGUUGAAGCCACAUUUUAGGGGACUCUGAAUAGCAGGCUAAGGAGUUCAUUGACGUGGUAUAUAAUGGGGAGCUGCUGAGGUUCUUUAGCUUCAGAGGAGUGAUGGGAUCAGAGGGUGUACAAUAUGGAAUAAUGUGGCAGCAACAGCUAAGCAUGGGUCUAGGUGGAACGAGCCUAGAGGCAGUAAGCCUGGUUAGGAAACUAUAUCAUAGUCCAGAUAAGAGGUAAAGUGGGGAGGGGCACAAAUGAGGCUAUUAGUGUAAACCGAAAGGAGAAAAAUGGACAAACCAGAAUGAAAAGCAAUUAUUUGCAAUUUAUUUACCAUGUGCCAAGCACUGUGCAAAAUGCUGGGUAUACAAAUACAGUACAAGAGUGAGGCAGUCCCUGCCUUCAAAGAGCUUAUUUAUAGUAAAUUAACAAUUUACAAAAGACAAAACUUAUAGGGAAGAUUUGUCCAGGGAAGGGUGCUUUGGCCUGGGAAUUCAAAGAGAUGUUGAAUGAAGUCAUAUGGGAGUCCAUUAACACAUCCUUUCCACAUGCAAUGCUAUUUAUUUGAUGAUUGCAGUGAACAUCUGGGUGAGAUGUGAGUAUGGUAGGGUUGGUGUGGGACUGGAUAGAUAUGGUGGGCUAUGUGAGUUUUCUCUCAUUCAUCAAUCAGGACAGCUUAGCUCUAGAGUAAGAGUUCCAAAGUUCAGUUGAUUAAGUACCCCUGGAAAGGUCAGAGGGUGCUCCAAGUGGCAGGAUGCAAGAAGAUGGCAUGUGUGGAUGACUGGAUUAGAUAUAAAGCAUGAAUUCUGUAGAAUUAAUAGAACUUCCAAUGGAUUAGCUAGGAAAGGAGUCAAAGAUGACUAAGCAUGGGUGACUGAGAAAGUAAUAGGGUUUUUUUUUUUGUUUGUUUGUUUUUUGGUGAGGCAAUCAGGAUUAAAUGACUUGCCCAGGGUC
Vombatus ursinus (common wombat) is the source of this 4547-nucleotide messenger RNA. RefSeq names its product tubulin beta 1 class VI (gene TUBB1). The transcript has 5 exons. Gene Ontology annotation, biological process: mitotic cell cycle; microtubule cytoskeleton organization. The record is from RefSeq and is a predicted model, not a curated record. Gene Ontology annotation, molecular function: GTP binding; structural constituent of cytoskeleton; GTPase activity. NCBI's taxonomy places the organism in Eukaryota, Metazoa, Chordata, Mammalia, Diprotodontia, Vombatidae. Gene Ontology annotation, cellular component: cytoplasm; microtubule. The coding region runs from base 147 to 1499 and encodes 450 amino acids.